GAAGGCGCCCUGGCCGUCAGCCAAUCAGGGCGGGGCGGGAUGUGACGCAGAGUCUCGCGCAAGGAAGCCCCGGGACUGGGCGCGCCAAAUUUCAAAGGACUUCCUCCUGGAGGACGGAGCUGCAGCGGAGCCUGAAGAGAAAUGGCGACAAAAUCCCUGUGAAACAGCGGCAUCAUAGUAGAUCCGAGGUGGACGCGGAGGCGGGGAGUCUGCGGGUCGAGUGGCCGGAGGAAGUGAACCCCCAGCGGCCGGAGAGCAGCAGGAGCACUCGCUCCCCUGCAGCUGUUAUCUGAGGCUGUCAGGCUUCCCACCUGUGAGACGGCUGAUGUCAGGAGCCUGGGAUUCUAUUAUCUGCAACACACACACACACACACACAGGAACACACACACACACACACAGGAACACACUCACACACACACACACAGCUGACAGCCAUUCACGCAUGGAAAUAUUAAAAGUCAGGACUGAAAGUCACGGCUGUCAGGUUUUUACGCAGAUUUACUUUUCAAGCUUUUAAUGUUUACUGCACCUUUCACAUUAGCAUCACACACACACGGAGUCGUCCAGGUUACAGGAAGCCUUUGUUCUCAAAUCCUCCUUCGUACAGCCGUCACUCCGCGGGGGGGGAUUUAGUCUCUGAGCUGGGUGCACAGGCUCGUUUCCUCAUCAGCUCGCACACAGCUCUUGGAUCCUCAUUAUUUAUUCAUGCACUCGCAGCAGGACGCAAGUCAUCAACUUUCCAUGCUGCUGAAAACACCUGUUGCCUGAAGCCCCUGCACCUGCCUCUCACCUUCAAGCCUGUGUGAUAAUAUCCAACCCUGUCGAGCUCGGAACUCUUUCAUCAAACCCAAAUUCAUUCAACCCAUGUUCACUAGUUAAGAGUUGGACCCCAGAAUGGGCCGCAGCCUCCUGUAGCUCAGGGCCGUUCACAGAUCGGUGGGGGCCUCUGGGUGGGCCGGGUGGAGGGUUUAGUGGUGGCAGACGAUCAGACCCCUCAGUCAUGCUGUCCGGGGUGCAGCCGUGCUUCCAGUUGCUCCGGAUCGGUGCGUCGACGGCCGACUCGGCGCGGGACCUGUACACGUUCAGGCCGGCCCUGAGCCACUCGGUGUUUCGUCUGGGCCGGGCGGCGGAGUUGUGCGACGUCACGCUGGACUCCACGUCGGUGUCCCGCAUCCACGCCGAGCUGCAUGCAGAGAGGGAGGCGAGCGGCGGUGACGCGGCCCCGCAGGAGGAGGGCUGGAGGGUCCACAUCAAAGACAGGAGUAGUCAUGGCACCUGGGUCAACGAGGUCCGCCUCCAGCCUGGCGUCCAGUGGGAGCUCUCAGAUGGCGACACGCUGACCUUCGGUGGCCAGUCGGCUCCGGGGAGCCCCGAGUUCUACUUCCUCUUCCAGAAGGUCAAAGUUCGCCCGCUGGACUUCGAUGCCAUCACAAUUCCGAAGGCAGGAACCUUUUCCUCCGACUUGCAGAACCGGAUCAGAACGAACCAGGACCGCAAGGUGGAGGCCAACCUGGACCUGUCCAAGCUGUCAAUCAACCGGGCCACCGUCAUCCUCAACUCCAUCGGCAGCCUCAGUAAGAUGAGUGGCAGCGCCUGGACCUUUAAGAGAAGCUACAGCCAGGAGGGAACCGUUUCAGACCCGGGCUCCUCCUCCUCCACACCUCCGCUCGCCGUUAGCUUCUCCGCUCUGCUCCCUCCCUCCACCCCUCCAUCAUUCUCCUCUGCAGCUUCAGUGCCUUCAACAAAGUCCAUCCAACCGACCUCCAGGAGCAGGAGGAAGUCGGCUCACACGGUGCUCCUCGAGGACGACAGCUCAGACGAGCCCAGGAGUCGAGGAGUUCUGACAGGAGUUGUGGAGGACGGACAGAAACCAAAAGGUAAGAAGAGGCGGCGGCUCUACAAGUCUGAGUCGGAAGGUUUCAGCUCACCUCCUCCUCUGCCGCUGCAGCCCAAGAGCCACAAUGACGUCAGGAGGCCCCUGGAGGCCAAGCCCUUCCCUGCCGGCAUCAGGACCAUUGGCAGUUUCCACGGCGCCAUGACGAACAGCCGACUCAACCACCACCUCCUUCAGGCGUCGUUCACCAACACUGCGGUCCACAAACAGGACGUGCAGACGAUGCACCGCAUCAAGACGGUGGUGCAGGGCAACAUCGCCACUUUCCGCCAGAAAACCGUCCACAGUUCGCCGACGGCGCAGAGGGGCAGGCGGAGGGCUCACAGCUCUCCAGUUUUCUCUCCCCUGGUGGUGGGAGGGGAGAACUACAGCCUGGCUUCGCCCUCAGUGAGGAUCCACACGGAGGAAAGAGGAAGGGUCCCGUUCAACAGGUUUCACCAUCUAACUAGCAAGCGACGAGGCCGCCCCAGAAAAAACCCUCUUCCUCCGCGGCCCUCCCUGCCCUCUCCAUCCUCCUCGUCCUCCUCUUCCACCUCCUCAGCCUCGUCGUCCUCCUCUGGCUCCUCCUCUUCCUCCUCAGAAGAUGAGGAUGAUGAGGAAGAGGACGACGAAGAGACAACAGUCGGGACAGUGGAGCCGUGUGCGGCGCCGCGGUGCCGGCUGCCCCAGCAGGACACGGUGCAGUGGAUCCAGUGUGACGUGUGCGAUGCCUGGUUCCACAUAGACUGUCUGCAUGUCGACCGCAAGAAGCUGCUUGUGGACCCGAACGCUGACUUCCACUGCGGCUGUCGCUGACUGGACAGAGUUUGUGACCAUGAAAUUAAAUAAAUGCUCCAGUUUAGACUUUAUAAGUUUCCACAUAUCCCCUUAAAUGUUUAUUUCCUUCAAACUCACAUGGAAAACAGGCUCCUACUUCCUCUAAUGGCCCAGGCUGCUCCUCUCAAGUGUGCAGUGCUUAUCUUUACCCUCGUCAGCAGCUGGCGAGGGCGGGAAGAUACUUUCCUUCAGACUUUUAGGCCUCGAUCUUUCCAAGUUCGAGGAUUCGUGUCCUGACAGUCACACAAGUGCUUCCACAAACCCGCUGUUGAGUCAGUUUCAGGGUUCCGAUUUUGAGGGAGGAGGCAGAACUGCGAUGAAAUGUCUCGGGUCAGAUUUCAUUAUGGCCUCGUCUGCCUGGAGAGGUGUGAUCAGGGUGGGGGAGCAUGAUGAAAUGUCUCCUGGUAGACUCCCACCGUGGCACCAGGGGGCAGGCGGCGGUCAGGAAGAUUAAUGAAAUGUUUCGGACCACAGUAGCAGACUCUACAAGGUGAUUAAACUCUCUUCGAUGUCUCCGUGUGGCCUCCCUCACUAUUUUACAAAACAGCUCAAUUUUUCAGAGCAGAAUUGGACCUUCCAGCAUCCCUACCCCUGCCAAAGAAAACAGCGCUGGGACGGCGUUUUCCCCCCUCGCCAAUAAUAAAACUGGAUGAGAUGUUUCAGUGCAGCUUUCCUGGGUGGCAGCAGCUGUCUCAGAGUGGGCGUGUGAUGUUUCAAGAUAAUUAAACGGCAGGAAAUGUGUCAGCAGAUUUCUGUUGUUGCUGCUGAUGAGAAGUGCUCUUGGGACUGUAAUCAAAUGUUUGAAGACGCUCCUGCAGAGGCAGCUGCUGGGGGGGGUUUUGGAGGAGGGGGUGUGCGUAUGCAGUGGGACUGUGUUUUUAUAAGAUGUCUGAAUGCAGCCUGGCACUGUGGCUGCCGCUGGUCUGGGAGGAAUCAUUAGUGAAAUGUCACGAAAUAUCUGCUGCUGGUGCCACAGGAUGAAAGGAUUCAGUUUCCGUUGGGUUCAAUCUGGGGCUGCGACCACACGACUACGUUUUAUAGUUUUGAAACGCAUCCCUGUUACGUUACGCCUGCCGUUGACUCGAUUCACGUUGCGUUUGAGGAUGGAAAUCAGAAGUUUGAAAACGCUAACGACCCCGUUUAGCGCUCGUGUGGACGGUGGAGGGGGUUUUAGUUUUAAAGCGAAAACGUAGUCGUGUGGAUGUAGCCUUUAUGUUGUUGGUUUUUCAAGUGUCUUCUCACCACUGAACGCGGACGAUGCUUUUGUCCUGGAUGAAAUGUGCCGGACCUGAAAGAGUCGUUCUCCACCACUGAACAAUUGAUGCAUCUUCACUCGGGUGCUAGAAUAAAAUCUAAAUGUGUAACUCUUAAACUCUUCUCCUAAGCACCUUUUCUUGUAUUUAAUUGUAAAUUUCUACUUGGGUUUGCAGUUGCUUUGCAAAUUUUACUUUCUGAAUAACGUCUGACCGCUCUGACUCGAUUCAGAUGGUGAUACAGUAAAUGUAUAUAGUUCGUCUGGGCUGGUGUUGUGUAAAAGGUGACGAACAAAUUCUACUUUAAUCAAACUACUGUGGCAGUUUCUCGGAGUGGUGAUAAAAUGAGUUGAUGAUAAAAACCUGAUUCUUGAGCAAUAAAUUAAGGGGAAAAACUAAAUCUUUAUAACCCUAACCCUUUUCUAACAUAAUAUGAUAUUGUGGAAGAAAUUUCAAUUCCUUUGAUUUAAAGGAGACAAGUGAUGUCUUUUCAAAUUAUUUCCUCUAGUGUGUAAAAUGUUUUUUGUGAAUGUAAAAGUUUCUGCUCAGUGAAAAAGCCCUGAAUCUGCGGUAGAGGGAAAACACUGAAGCUCCUGAUGUUCCUGAAACAUCUCGUCACUGAUCUGAUGCUUCUGUCACGUGACAUCACAGCCCACAUUUGCAUUGCGUACAUUUAGCGUCUAGUCUUACACGCCUCCUUACAAAGCCAGGUAAAGCGAGAGCGGAGGCAGCAGAGUGGGUCAGCUGGCCAAUCACGAUCUGAGACUAGACAUGUCUCAGACCCCCCGUCGCCAGUCAGUCACGUGGUAGGAACUCUGAGACGUCAAGUCCUGUGAACUCUGCUUUAAACCAAGUGUUUCAGAGACAGAGGCUGAGAGGAGGAGCUGCCGCAGCGAGGAAAGUGAUGUUUUCUGAACAUUUGAGCAUGUCGACCUUUUCAACUAAUAACACAAAUUAAAAUUAUCAACCUAAAUACGAGCAGAAUCUGUUUCCUCUAACAUAAAAAUCACAAGAUAAUGUAAAUUUAGAACUUUAAAUCCAUAAACCUGUGUUUGAUGUAGUGAAACUGGCCACGAGGCUCUAGUUUCAUAUUUCCGUAGACACCUGUUUGGGCAGCAUAUCACCAUGGUAACAGCCAACACUUUAAUUUAAGGUUUCAUCUUAAUGCAGUAUUACAGUAAGAAUCAUGUAGCAUUGAACAUUUAAUCUUAACAGUAUAAUACAGAUCUUUAAGGAGCUGGUUUGUCAUGUUGAACAGUGAUUUACAAAUAUAAAAGAAGAAAGAGUUGUUUUUUUAUUUUUCUGUGUUAAUCAGUUAUUUUUCUAUUUGUUUGUCUUAAAACUUUAUUUUGUUGCAGCUUCUUUCACCAGUAAAGAUUUUUUAUAAAUGUUGCA
Messenger RNA from Hippoglossus stenolepis (Pacific halibut), 5359 nucleotides. RefSeq names its product transcription factor 19 (SC1), like (gene tcf19l). Gene Ontology annotation, molecular function: protein binding. The transcript has 6 exons. The record is from RefSeq and is a predicted model, not a curated record. Gene Ontology annotation, cellular component: nucleus. Bases 1002 to 2690 code for a protein of 562 amino acids. Lineage: Eukaryota; Metazoa; Chordata; Actinopteri; Pleuronectiformes; Pleuronectidae. Gene Ontology annotation, biological process: regulation of gene expression.